This is a messenger RNA of Passer domesticus (house sparrow), 3056 nucleotides long. RefSeq names its product non-receptor tyrosine-protein kinase TYK2-like. Lineage: Eukaryota; Metazoa; Chordata; Aves; Passeriformes; Passeridae. Gene Ontology annotation, cellular component: cytoskeleton; cytosol; membrane. Gene Ontology annotation, biological process: cytokine-mediated signaling pathway; growth hormone receptor signaling pathway via JAK-STAT; cell differentiation. Gene Ontology annotation, molecular function: growth hormone receptor binding; non-membrane spanning protein tyrosine kinase activity; ATP binding. The record is from RefSeq and is a predicted model, not a curated record.
GAAUCACCCCGCUCUGCUACAGCCUCUUCGCCCUCUACGACCCCCAGAGCCGGAUCUGGCUCCCGCCCAACCACCAGUUCCACAUCGGGAAGGACACCAGCAUCAACCUGAUCUUCAGGAUGAGGUUUUAUUUCCGGAACUGGCACGGCAUGAACGACAAGGAGCCGGCGGUUUUCCGGAACGCGCCGCGCGCGGGGGAUUCUCCCGAGGAGAAACCUCCCGGGGGGGCUUUGCUGGACAGAUCCUCCUUCGAGUACCUCUUUGAGCAGGGAAAAUUCGAAUUCAUCAACGACGUCGCCUCCCUGAAGGAUUUCCAGAGCGAGCCAGAAAUGCAGAAGUUCAAGAACGAGAGCUUGGGCAUGGCUGUGCUGCACCUCUCCCACAUCGCCAUCAAAAAGGGCAUUUCCCUGGAGGAAGUGGCCAGGAAGUACAGCUUCAAGGACUGCAUCCCGCGCUCCUUCCGCCGCCAGAUCCAGCAGAACAACUUCCUGACCAGGUUCCGGAUGAAGAACGUCUUCCGCCGCUUCCUGCGGCGCUUCCAGCGGCACACGGUGGCCGCCGGCAACCUGACGGAGCGCGACGUGAUGUACAAGUACCUGGCCACCCUGGAGCAGCUGGCUCCGCGCUUCGGCAGCGAGCUCUUCCCGGUGCUGGCGCUGGAAACGGCGGCCGAGGGCGAGAGGGGCCCGGCCUGCGCCAACGGGGGCCGCGCGGAGCCGGAGCAGCCGCUGACCCCCAGGGAUUGUCCGGUCACUCACCACGUCCUGGUCACCGGCACCGGCGGCAUCCAGUGGCGGCCGGUGCCCGGAGAGAGCACGGAAAACUUCUCCCAGCGUGGAUAUUUUGGGAGAAAAAGCAGGAGCAAGGAGCCGGAGGCGCAGCCGGCCGAGCGGAGCGAGCCCCCCUGGUGCCACUUCUGCGAUUUUCGGGAAAUCACCCACGUGGUGGUCAAGGACUCCAGGAUCAGCAUCCACCGCCAGGACAACAAGUGCCUGGAGGUGCUGCUGCCGUGCCCUGGCAGUGCCCUGGCUCUGGUGUCCCUGGUGGACGGAUAUUUCCGGCUGACAGCCGACUCCAGCCAUUACCUGUGCCACGACGUGGCCCCGCCGCGGCUGCUGCUGAGCAUCCACAACGGCAUCCACGGGCCCAUGCAGGAGGAGUUUGUUUUUGCCAAGCUGCGCCGGGAGGAGCCGGAGGAAGGGCUCUACAUCCUCCGCUGGAGCGUGCUGGAUUUCAACCGCAUGAUCCUGUCCGUGCUCAAGAGGAGCCACCAGCAGGCUCCGGGGACGCCGGGAGCCUUCAAGUACCGGCAGUUCCGGAUCCAGAAGAAGGGAGACUCCUUCGUGCUGGAGGGCUGGGAUCGGGAGUUCCCCUCCCUGCGGGAGCUCCUGGACGUGCUCAAGGGCUGCACGCUCAAGUCCGGCGAGGAGAAGUUCACGGUGAAGAGGUGCUGCCCGCCCAAGCCGGGAGAGAUCUCGGACCUGCUGAUCACACGGAAGGCGAAGGACAACGGGAAGCAGAUCCUGAACCUCACCCAGCUCAGCUUCCACCAGAUCCGCAAGAACGAGAUCACCCAGCGAGCCCACCUGGGCCAGGGCACCCGCACCAACAUCUACGAGGGGGUCCUGAGCGUGUGCGGGAAUUCCGGGAACGACGACGAGGCCGAGUACUUCUCCACGGAGCAGAACAACAACGGGCGGGAGAUGCGCGUGGUGCUCAAAGUCCUGGACCCCAGCCACAGGGACAUCGCCCUGGCGUUCUUCGAGAGCGCCAGCCUGAUGUCGCAGGUGUCCCACGUGCACCUGGCCUUCGUGCACGGCGUCUGCGUGCGCGGCUCCGAGAACAUCAUGGUGGAGGAGUUUGUGGAGCACGGGCCGCUGGACGUGCUGCUGCGCAAGGAGAAGGGCAGGAUCUCCGUGGGGUGGAAAAUCACCGUGGCCAAACAGCUGGGGAGUGCCUUGAGCUACCUGGAGGAUAAGAACCUGGUGCAUGGGAAUGUGUGUGCCAAGAACAUCCUGCUGGCCAGGAAGGGGCUGGAGGAGGGAUCUGUGCCUUUUGUGAAGCUCAGCGACCCCGGGGUCAGCUUCACCGUGCUCUCCCGGGAAGAGCGCGUGGACAGGAUUCCCUGGAUCGCCCCGGAAUGCAUCCGGGAUGUCGGGAACCUCAGCACGGCCUCGGACAAGUGGAGUUUUGGGACAACACUCCUGGAAAUCUGCUUCGACGCCGACGUCCCGCUGAAGGAGCGCACUCCCUCCGAGAAGGAGCGUUUCUACGAGAAGAGGCACCGGCUGCCGGAGCCUUCCUGCCGGGAAUUGGCCUCGCUGAUCUCCCGGUGCCUCAACUACACCCCGGUGGAGCGGCCGUCCUUCCGCACCGUGCUGAGGGAGCUGACCCGCCUGCAGCCGCACCACCUCAUGGAUGUCACGUCGGUGAAUCCCGACUUCCCGGUGUCGGAUCCCACCGUCUUCCAGAAGCGGUACCUGAAGAAAAUCCGGGAGCUGGGGGAGGGCCACUUUGAGGUGAGCCUGUGCUGCUACGACCCCACCAACGACGGCACCGGGGAGAUGGUGGCGGUGAAAUCCCUGAAGUCCGGGAGCAGCCCCCAGCUCCUGAGCUCCUGGAAGAGGGAAAUCCAGAUCCUGAAGACCCUGUACCACGAGAACAUCGUCAAGUACAAGGGCUGCUGCAGCGAGCAGGGGGACAAGGUGGUACAGCUGAUCAUGGAGUACGUCCCGCUGGGAAGCCUCCGGGAAUUCCUGCCCAAGCACCCCCUGAGCCUGUCCCACCUCCUGCUCUUCGCCCAGCAGAUCUGCGAGGGCAUGGCCUACCUGCACUCCCUGCACUACAUCCACAGGGACCUGGCAGCCAGGAACGUGCUGCUGGAGAACGAGCACGUGGUGAAAAUCGGGGAUUUUGGGCUGGCCAAGGCCGUCCCCGAGGGCCACGAGUACUACCGGGUGCGCGAAGACGGCGACAGCCCCGUGUUCUGGUACGCCCCGGAGUGCCUCAAGGAGUGUAAAUUCUACUACGCCUCGGAUGUUUGGUCUUUGGGGUGA